Molecule: messenger RNA, 405 nt
Organism: Staurois parvus
Lineage: Eukaryota; Metazoa; Chordata; Amphibia; Anura; Ranidae
Source: the annotation of a GenBank genome assembly
AACCGUGACAUAGCAACCAUGUAUGAAAAUAUACUCCACAAACCCCUGGUCACGAGACCAGACAUAAGUCUGACAGCGUCUGGCAUUUUAGAAGAGUUACUUGAAAAAGAUCCAAAACAAAGGCUUGGAUCCAAUAAUGACUUUGAAGAUAUCAAACAUCAUCCAUUCUUUACAUGUAUAAAUUGGACUGAGCUUGUUGAAAAGAAGAUCCCUCCACCAUAUGACCCUCAUGUGGAUGGCCCUGAUGAUAUAUCAAACUUUGACACAGAAUUUACAAAUGCUAUGGUUCCUGAUUCUGUCUGUAUUUCUUCUGACUACUCCAUUGUUAAUGCCAGUGUUGAAGAAGCAGAUGAUGCCUUUGUUGGAUUCUCCUAUGCUCCACCCUCUGAUGACUUUUUCUUUUAG